Messenger RNA from Endocarpon pusillum Z07020, 1011 nucleotides. RefSeq lists its product as uncharacterized. The transcript is spliced from 2 exons. The coding region runs from base 1 to 1011 and encodes 336 amino acids. Lineage: Eukaryota; Fungi; Ascomycota; Eurotiomycetes; Verrucariales; Verrucariaceae. The record is from RefSeq and is a predicted model, not a curated record.
AUGCGAAAGCUCCUAAUACCAAACACCCCGACAUCCCUCCUUAGCGGGAGAAGCUUCGUCCUGAACACUCGUUGGCAGCUAUUUGAGCACGAGCCGACCCUCACCCUACAAGCAUUACUCCCCUCUCGGUCACUGGCACAAGUUCGACAAGAGCCGUUUUCGGACUUAUGGUUCACACCGUCCAGACCUGCGCGGUCACCUGCAGAUGACCUGCUCGGAAACAAUGGGAGGCCAGGUAAUGGAGACCACAGACCUCCGGAUGAGCGGACGUUGAAGUUGGGAAAGACCCUGCGCACCCUCUCUCCUCUCUUACCAAACAUUCUAACUCAACCUCUGCCACCGUCCAUCCUCUCCCCAAGCAUAUCGCUCCAUCUCUUCCCCUCAACACAUCCACACCUUCCAGCCGUAAAGGGCAAAGUCCCGUACCGCGCCGCGCUAUGGACAGCCCCAGUAGCAUGGGGUUGCGUACCACUAGUCGGUAACGUCAAACUUCAAAUCCUCUCCGAAAAGAUCGUUCGUACAGGGUUCAUCUCUCAAGCACCACUCGAUGAAGAAUCGCGAUCCGGUCUCGGGGAAGAAAAGCUGGUUGUGCGAUGGAAGACCGAGAAGAAGGGCAAUGGCGCAACCUCAGACUCCGGCGCCGCAUCUACUGCCGCUGCCAACUCUGAUACCGCGAUCAAUCGUGGAUUAAGCAAGCUCUUAGGGGGAGACAAACCGAUCUUCAACCUGAAUCAAGGCGACGAAUUCUCCGGCAUGUUCAUAUUCACCUUUGAUUCCGAAGGACGGAUCGCGACACAUACCAUUGAGCACGCAGACGAGAAUAAUGGGGUGGACAGGACGGCUCGAGUGGUUACGUUGACAGACUGGUUGCUUGGGCGGGCCAAAUGGCGCAGGAAAGAAGAAGAGAUGAUCCCAGGCUUGGCUAUGAAUUUGAGGGUGUGCAGGGAGGAAUGGGCAAGGGAAAGGAUUGAUACGAGUAGACGGCAUGGCACUCUGCAGGGAAAGUGGUGA